ACGUUACUUGUCAUUGUCUGAAGUGAGAUGGAUUAAAUUUUAAAAUAAAUACAGUUUUGUGUUCGUCUAAUCAGUGUUACCUUGUUUAUAUACAUUUACACUCGUACAAAUUAUUCAAGAAAUAUUUAGAGCACAUUUUAUUUGCAUAAAGUAAGAAUAACUGGUGAAAAUGGAAUCGGAUAUAAUUAAUUGGAGUAACAAAGAAGUUUUAGAAUUAUUACAUAAAGAAAAAAUAUCCAGUAUUAUAACAGAUAUUUGCAAAUCUCAAGAUAUCGACGGGCAGUGUCUUCUAUCCUUCGUUGACAGAGAUUUUUAUGAUUUUCCUUUCGAUCAAUUAAAAUUGGGUGAACGCAAGAGAUUCAUAUUGUUUGUAAAGAAAUUACAAAAACACAAUCGGACUGCGAUGUUCGAGCUCGGGCUUUGUGAUGAUGCUCUUAGCAAUCCAUCAACGAACAUAAAUUUUCUCGGAACUAAUUUGUCGCACUUGAGUUACAAUCUUCAUAACAAAAUACCAAAUGAUAUUUAUGUGAGGAAUUCAGAGUGUGUGUCAAGUUUUACACCAGACGUCAAAGCUUCCAGACUGAGACCUGAGAUUUGGAAGACUGCUAUAGCCCUAGGUUACGUCUUCCUGGUGACAUGGGUGACUGCUGUGGUGAUGGUGAUCGUCCACGAUAAGGUGCCAGACAUGAAGAAGUAUCCUCCACUGCCAGACCUGUUCUUAGACAAUGUGCCGCACAUCCCGUGGGCAUUUGACAUGUGCGAAAUCACCGGCUCCUUCCUAAUGGCCAUAUGGCUAGUUGUUCUAUUCUUCCAUAAACAUAGGUUCAUAAUCCUGCGAAGGUUCUUCGCGCUGGCCGGCACGGUGUUCCUGCUGCGGUGCUUCACGAUGCUGAUCACGUCGCUGUCUGUCCCCGGGUCCCACCUGAAGUGCGAGCCGCGCUCCUACCCGCCUGCUGACGACCUCACGGUGUGGGGCCGUCGCUUGCGCCAGGCGUAUGAUAUCUGGAGCGGAGCGGGCAUGUCCGUGCGAGGUGUGCGCACCUGUGGCGACUACAUGUUCUCCGGUCACACCGUCGCGCUUACACUCCUCAAUUUCUUCAUAACUGAAUAUACCUCCCGCAACUUGUAUCUGCUGCACAUCCUGACGUGGGUGAUGAACAUGUUCGGCAUCUUCUUCAUCCUGGCGGCUCACGAGCACUACUCCAUCGAUGUGUUCAUCGCGUUCUACAUCACCUCGCGUCUCUUCCUGUACUACCAUACGCUGUCUAACAACCAGGCUCUCAUGCAGAACGACUCUUCCAGUACGUAUUCCAGGACGAGGAUAUGGUUCCCACUGCUGUCGUUCUUCGAGUCGGAGGUGGACGGCAUCGUGCCGAACGAGUACGAGGGUCCCGUCACCAUCAUGAGCAACCUGCGGCAGUGGUGCGUGCAGCUCAUCACCGACGUGAAGGAGUCGUCGGUCGCCAAGAUCGCCGGCACCAAGCUGCAGGAGGGCGCCGCCAUGGGCGAGUACUCCGUCGUCAAGCUCGUCGACGGCAUUAAGCGCAACCUCAGCAUGGUCGAAGAGUACAAAACCUCCCGCCAAAGAUUAGACAAAAACAUUCAAGCCUGCUUACUAGACGAGCGCCCCGACGUAGAGCUGCGACAUAGAAACAUACCAGACUUCCCCGGAGAAUCUCUCCUAAAGGACUUCAGUAAUCCCCCUUCCCCAAUUAUGAAGAAGAGUAUAUGAAUGAACAUUAUGUUCUUAUAAUAGAGGCUGUUUAUAGAAUACUUCAUUGUAGCAUUUGACGCAAUGAAAUAAUUAGAUACCUGAAUGUUUACAUUUCCAUUAUAGAUUUUAUAUCAUGUUAUUCCAUAUUUAUUUUACUAUGAUAAGUUAAACGUAGAAUAAAUUAUUAAGAAAAUUUAUUUGCUCAAAGUACUAAUCUUGAAUAAAUAACAUUUUCGCUUAUA
Messenger RNA from Helicoverpa zea (corn earworm), 1956 nucleotides. RefSeq names its product ceramide phosphoethanolamine synthase-like. The transcript has 5 exons. Gene Ontology annotation, biological process: ceramide biosynthetic process. Gene Ontology annotation, cellular component: Golgi membrane; endoplasmic reticulum membrane. Lineage: Eukaryota; Metazoa; Arthropoda; Insecta; Lepidoptera; Noctuidae. Bases 170 to 1732 code for a protein of 520 amino acids. The record is from RefSeq and is a predicted model, not a curated record. Gene Ontology annotation, molecular function: sphingomyelin synthase activity; ceramide cholinephosphotransferase activity.